AAAGAAAAAAAAAAAAAAAUUUUAAAAUAAAAUUAGGCUAAACCAAUACUGAUAAGUGAGCUAGGCGAGACAAUAUGGUUGCGACUACUUGUCAUCUUAUUUACAUAUGUGCGAGCAAUCUAUAUAACUACAUAUAUCAUUGGUAAAAUUUUGAGUAAACAUAAAACAUAACCUCCAAAAUUUUCAUCAUUCCAUUUUAACAUUUUUCAUAUUACAUAAAUUCAUUAAAAUGUUUUAAAUUUUCAGUGUUGUGAUAUGUAUUCAUUUUCUCAUUUAAUUAGAAUUCAAUCAAUAAGUAUUUUUAAUCAUUUUAGUUCAAAAAGCAAAACCCAUUACGACGUCCUUAAUUUGCCAAGAAACUGCACAUCUAAAGAAAUUAAAGAAGCGUUUAUAAAGUUAUCAAAAGAGAAUCAUCCAGAUUUAAACAAGAAUAAAGAUGCACAUAAAAAGUUUUUAGCUUUAAAUGAAUCGUAUAAAGUUUUAAGCAAUGCAGUUUCCAGAAGAAAUUACGAUUUAAGCUUAAUACCUGAUAAGGAAGUUACCCGUCCUGGUCCACAAAUUUUCACAAGAUCCGGAUCUAGUGGUUGGAAUGAUCCAACGUUUUAUUCAAAUCGAAACAAGAAGGAAGACAAGCAAUAUGAGCAAAAACCGUAUUAUGGUAUUAAAGGACAGGAGAGAGUUUCAAAUGUGAAAGUUGUUUCGAUAUGUGUGUGUAUGGCCAUCUUUUUAGUUAGCCUUCAAUUUUUUCUAAUUGCGAAAUCAGCUACAUUUCAACGAGACCAUUUAAUUAAAAGAUCGCAAGAAACUGAAGAUGAAUGGAAGUUACUUAAAAAAACGGUUGAAGAGAACGGCAACAAUUUGCAAAUUGAGAUUUUAAAAUCAAAGUUUGCAGAAAAAAAUCAAAGUGAUAAAAAAGAUCGGUGA
Psylliodes chrysocephalus is the source of this 924-nucleotide messenger RNA. The record is from the annotation of a GenBank genome assembly. NCBI's taxonomy places the organism in Eukaryota, Metazoa, Arthropoda, Insecta, Coleoptera, Chrysomelidae.